Molecule: messenger RNA, 2067 nt
Organism: Notodromas monacha
Lineage: Eukaryota; Metazoa; Arthropoda; Ostracoda; Podocopida; Cyprididae
Source: the annotation of a GenBank genome assembly
UUUGUUCGACAGACCAAUCCUAUCGACAAUUUCUGAUAUGAACAGCCGUACCGCACUGAAAAAUGUGUUUCGAGCUUUCGACGGUAGGAAAAUUCUGUGUUUAUUCAUCCUUGAAGUUCAGCCCAUUCGGAAGAUAAUAACCAUUCAAAAAUCCAUUGGACCACUAUAUGCUCCCAUGUUUGCGCAACCUGCAUCUGUAUACUGGUGAGGCGCCGUACAUUAACUCCUUCGGGUCGUUCUAUUCUCCCACCAUUAUAGUCGCGGUAUUCCAGUGCAUCGGGAUAGGAAACUUCAUGGCCCCAAUCCUGUUCAGAAGGAUAUUUUAUUUUCAGACCUUGAGCUAAGAUCUGUGUCGACAGUACUUCUAUUGUGAUGACGAGAAUUCAUUGAAUCGCUGAAACGCAAAGUACUCCUUGUCCCGCUGAUCGAAGGGUGGGGAAAGAGUUAUCUCACCUCGUGAAAAUAGUGAAGGAUUAGUGCAGUAUUAAUUUAGAUCGAGGGAAGUUUCCUUGUUGAUCACGUGACCAGAGAUUUCACAGUGCGAAAUUACGUCACUUGGUGUAGGAUUCAAAGCUUUACUGUCACCUUUACUUGAAAUAUGGUUCUUGAAAGCACUGUUAUUUGCGUGGACAACAGCGACUUCAUGCGUAAUGGCGACUUCUCCCCCUCCCGUCUUCAAGCUCAACAAGAUGCCGUGAACUUACUCUGCAAUGCAAAAACGCGUUCUAAUCCUGAAAACAACGUCGCCCUCGUAACACUGGCGAAUAGUUCAGAAGUGCUAACGACGUUGACGACAGAUGUGGGGAAAGUAAUGGCGAAGCUUCAGCAAGUGCAGCCGAAAGGGGAAGUCAAUUUUUUGACGGGUGUCCGUAUAGCGCACCUCGCAUUGCGGCAUCGACAAGGCCGUAAUCAUCGUAUGCGCAUUAUCGUGUUUGUUGGCAGUCCGCUGAAAGUCACGCCUCCAGAAUUGUCGCAGUUGGCCAAAAAACUGAAGAAAGAGAAAGUGAACGUGGAUAUUGUCAACUUUGGUGAAGAGACUGUUGCUUCUUCUUCGCAGCAAGACGAUAACAGCGACCUAUUGCAGGCAUUCAUCGAAGAGCUGCGAGGAAAAGAUGGGAGUGGCAGUCAUCUUGCCACUCUGGUCGGUGGCUGCGAUCUAGUGGACAGUUUAGCCCGCUCGGCCAUCGUCAAGGGCGAAGAUGGAUCUGGGGCGUCUGCUGCUGCUGCUGCUGGUGGCAGCUCUGGCGGCGGAUUCGAGUUCGGCGUGGAUCCCAACGAGGACCCGGAACUGGCCAUGGCGCUGCGAGUGUCGAUGGAGGAACAGCGCCAACGGCAGGAAAGGGAAGCACGUGCUGCUGCAGCAGCUGCACCUACGACGGCGCCGGUUCCGGGCGAGAGCCGCCCUGCGAAUACGAGUGAGUCUUGGAUGCUGAUGCGAGUCGGUUGUGGAAUGAUGGGUUUAAAACGUGUGAUUUUACUUAAUUAUGUCUUUUUUUCAGCCGAAGAAGAGAACAUGCUGGUGCAGGCCAUUACUGGUGCAGCUAGCUUGGAUUCCCAUCCCGCAGCUAGCGGAUCUAGCGGCUCUGUUGGAAUCCCCGAUUUUGGGAGCAUGUCCGAGGAAGACCAAUUGGCGUAUGCGAUCCAGGUUUCAAUGCAAGAAGCUCAGGAGGAGAACAAGAGCAAGAAGAAAACUAAAGAAGACGAUGCCACCCCUGGGAAGAAGCCGGACGAGAAAGAAAAACGGAAGGGCGGAGGCGAGGAUCAGGUUAUGGAAGUGGACACCGAGGAGGACUUGUCAGCUGUUGUACAGGACGCGGAAUUCCUUGAGAGCGUCCUUGGAACGCUGCCCGGAGUCAACGUCCAGAGCGAUGCGGUCCAAUCAGUGGUUGGCGAACUGGCUGGUCGCAGCCAGGAACGCAAACCCAGCGAGGGUGAAGAGGGGAAGAAGACUGAAAAGAAAUGAGUGUUCCUCAUUCCUUCGGUGCCCUGUCUCGUCUUAAUCGGUUAUGCGUCUCUCAUCUCGAAUGUAUAAUUAAAAUAAAGUCGAUGGGAUUCUUUUCGUCUGUA